AUGUCCGUCGACCUCGAGCCCGGUGAUCUCGGUUUCCGCCGUCCCUUUAAUCGUGAAGUAAGCGAGGUGCUACACAUUCGCAACCCGCAAAGCGAUCCAAUCGCAUUCAAAGUCAAAACAACCGCUCCCAAACAUUAUUGUGUUCGUCCCAACUCUGGCCGCGUAGAACCCGGGAAACAUGUCGAAGUGCAAGUCUUGCUGCAGGCGAUGAAGGAGGAUCCUCCGGCAGAUGCGAAAUGCAAAGAUAAAUUCCUAGUUCAGUCGGUUGCUAUUACUGGAGAUUUGGAAUUUUCCAAUGUCACAUCGAUCUUUGAAAAAGCACCCAAGUCAGCAAUCCAAGAACGAAAGAUUCGGGUCACAUAUCUCCCUGCGGCGGGUAUUUCUAACGAACCAGCCCACACCGACGAAGAGCCUCCCGCAUACGGCUCGCCAGGCAGCGCCUUCGAAACCCCUGCACCAACUGCCAAAAAGAUUGUCGAUGCUUCCUCCCCCAUCUCAGCGCCCAACUUUGAAAAAACCCCCAAGCCAGAAACACCAGAAAUAUCAAAGGAAGGCGAAUCAUCCCCCUUCGAAAGCACGCCAUCUGCCGCCGCCAACGCUACAGCUCCGGCAGAACCCAAAUCCGAUUUCACUGAUAACGCAAAGGAGCAAUUGUCAGAUGCCCUAGCGCAGAUUCAAAGACUAAAAGCCCAACUCACCGAGCAAGGAGAGGGACUUCGUCAGCGGAAAGUUGACGAAGACUCUUCUAUCAGCAAGGCCGGCAACACGCUACAACAACAGAUUGCUCAACCAGCAGCGGAGUUGGGUGUACCAGUUCAGAUUGUUGCGGCAUUGUGCUUACUGAGCUUUUUACUUGCUUAUUUCUUCUUCUAA
This is a messenger RNA of Talaromyces marneffei, 873 nucleotides long. RefSeq lists its product as uncharacterized. Bases 1 to 873 code for a protein of 290 amino acids. The transcript has 7 exons. The record is from RefSeq and is a predicted model, not a curated record. Gene Ontology annotation, biological process: endoplasmic reticulum membrane organization. Gene Ontology annotation, molecular function: FFAT motif binding. Gene Ontology annotation, cellular component: endoplasmic reticulum membrane; plasma membrane. NCBI's taxonomy places the organism in Eukaryota, Fungi, Ascomycota, Eurotiomycetes, Eurotiales, Trichocomaceae.